AUGCAACUUAAACAUCUCGUUAUUAUUGUCGCGGCUUUCGCUUCAACGGUUAUUGCACAAGAUGCAACCAAAAGUAUUACGGAUAAUGUGAUGACAAAUAAAAAUUUGACCACAUUAAGGAAUUUUAUCAGUGCGAAUGAAGAACUCUCCAAAGUUUUGGCUGGAAACGAUCAAUUGACUAUACUCGCUCCAUCGGAUAAAGCUUUUACAGCUCUCGGUGCAAAUUACCCAAAAGAUCCAAGAGAUAUAGAAAGCAUUGUAAGAUAUCAUAUCAUUAAUAAAGCUGCCCAAGUCGAUGACCUUAUCCAAACCAAAUAUCCAAACACAUUACUUACCGAGGGGGUUAAAUUACCUGAUAAAGCAGGUCAGGUUGUUGUGGUUAGGUCAGAUGGCAAUGAUGGUGCUACCAUUAGCGAUGGUCUCGAGAGAGCUAAAGUUGAACAACCUGACUUGGAUGCCAAAAAUGGUUACAUUCAUGUCAUUGACACAGUAUUAAUGCCACCAAAGGGUCCAUCAGAUACCGCCAAGCAAGUUUCUGAAUUAUCUACCUUUUCCCAAACGCUUACCACCAAGGAUCUCAUUUCGGAUGUUGAUAAUGAAAAGGAAAUUACAAUCUUCGCCCCAAAUAAUGAAGCCUUUGAUAAAUUAUCAAGAAGCACACUUGAAUCCAAAGAUUUUAAGGAUACCAUGAAAUAUCACAUCGUUAAAGGUGUUUUUUAUUCUCGUACAGUUGAAAAUGGUACUAGUGCAGAAACUUCCAAAGGGGAAAAGGUUUUAAUCACAAUUUCAAGUGGAGAGGUUUUUGUUAACAAUGCUAAAGUUGUCACCGCCGAUAUUUUGACAAACAAUGGUGUCAUACAUGUAAUUGACACUGUACUUGAUCCAAGAACAACCAAAUCAAAUGCUGGCUCAAUCAAUGUCACUCCUAGUAUUAGUUUAAUCACUGCUAUGUUAUUUGCUUUUUCUUUUUUAAUUUUCAAUUAG
Funneliformis caledonium is the source of this 984-nucleotide messenger RNA. The record is from the annotation of a GenBank genome assembly. NCBI's taxonomy places the organism in Eukaryota, Fungi, Glomeromycota, Glomeromycetes, Glomerales, Glomeraceae.